UUCUCUUUCUGAAACCCCAUCAAAGAUUCGUUUUUUGUACGCGACGCCCCGACCUCGACCCCUCUCUUCUUUUCUUCUUCACUUCUUCCCUCCCUCCCUGCGCUCUCUCUCUCUCUCUCAAAUUAUAUGUAUUAAUACACACCUAAAUUAUUUAAUUUGGAUUCCUAGGUUUAUUCCCUUUUCUGAUUCUACUUGAAUCCCUUUAUUCUUCUCCCUCGGUGUCUCCGGAUCUAUCUGUUCUCCAACAGAGCCUCUCCGCUCUCUCUCUCUCUCUCUCUCUCUCGCUUCCUUUCUUCAUCGGGAAGAAGAGAUAAAAUCCGAUGAUCUGUGAGGGUCAAAAUCAGGAUCAUCAAAUGCGGAAAGGUCAAGAAUAUAUCGACGCUCUUGAAGAGGAGCGUCGCAAGAUUCAGGUGUUCCAGCGCGAACUUCCUCUUUGUCUCGAGCUCGUUACUCAAGCGAUUGAGGCCAGCAAGCAGCAGUUGUCCGGGACGACGACAGAGUACUUUCAUGGCGACCAAUCUGAAUCUUCUGAGCAGAUAUCAAGUGAAGGGCCUGUUUUGGAGGAAUUCAUGCCUAUUAAGAAGGCCGCAUCUUCUGAUAAUGAUGAUGAGCAGCAGUCUCACGAAUCGGAGAACAAUAAUAACAAAGAUUACAAGACCAAUGAACAAUCCAUGAAACCAGAUUGGCUUAGAUCUGCUCAGCUAUGGAAUCAAACCCUAGAUCCGCCCACUAACCAGAAUUCACCAAGAAAGGUUCCAGUCAUGGAAGUGAAGAGAAAUGGCGGCGGAGCUUUCCACCCUUUUAGGAAAGACAAGCCACCGCCUUGUACUCUGCCCACCACGGUGAGCUCAACCGAAGAAUCGGGUGAUUGCAGCGGCAGCGCCGGUGGUGGUGGCAAGAAAGAAGAGAAAGGACAGCCGCAGAGGAAGCCCAGAAGGUGCUGGUCACCGGAACUGCACCGACGGUUUUUGAACGCCCUUGGACAGAUUGGUGGUUCUCGUGUGGCAACUCCUAAGCAAAUCAGGGAGCUGAUGAAGGUUGAUGGGCUUACCAAUGAUGAAGUCAAAAGCCAUUUACAGAAAUACCGGCUGCAUGCAAGAAGGCCUUCCCUUUCAGUGCCCAACGGCAACCCACAAGCUCCCCAGUUUGUGGUGGUGGGAGGAAUCUGGGUUCCACCGCCGGACUACACGGCAAUGGCCGCCAUUGCCACUGCAGCUGCCGGGGAGCCGUCCCAACUGGCCCCUCCAAUCUAUGCACCGGUAGCAGCACCGCCACCACCGGCCAUCCCACGGACACCGACACUGACGCAAAAGCAAAAUCAUAAACGGUCCGAGGAACUGAAUUCUGACGAAGGGUCGAACCACAGCGACGGCGUAGCUCAUUGCCGGUCGCCGGCGACCUCAUCGUCCUCUCCGGCAUUGUAGGUUUGGUUGUAUGAAGAGUGGUGUAGAAUUUUUGUAACAAAUCCUGGAACAGGAUCAUAUUCCGUGAGUAGAAGAUGAAGCCAAGGUGUUUGGUUAAAAUGGUAACUUACAAAUUGAAAUUAAACAUCAUUAUUCUUGAAAUUAGAAGGCAUCCAAAGAGGGGAACCUGUUCAUGUUGAUGUUGGGGGGAAGAAGAACUGAAGGAAGAAGACAAAACCUUAUAUUGUAAUCUUUUGUAUAAUAAUAUAAUCAAACUCAAUGGUCCCCAUUGGAAUAUUCCAUGCAUUUCAAGCACGAGAUAUCUUAUUUAUAUGAUAAUUGUAUAAUUGUAGAGAGAGAGAGAGGA
Diospyros lotus (date-plum) is the source of this 1770-nucleotide messenger RNA. RefSeq names its product transcription factor HHO3-like. Gene Ontology annotation, biological process: regulation of DNA-templated transcription. Lineage: Eukaryota; Viridiplantae; Streptophyta; Magnoliopsida; Ericales; Ebenaceae. Bases 321 to 1424 code for a protein of 367 amino acids. The record is from RefSeq and is a predicted model, not a curated record. Gene Ontology annotation, molecular function: DNA binding; DNA-binding transcription factor activity. The transcript has 6 exons.